CCCUCCACGUGUUGACUGUUGACAUAAGCAGAGUUGGGGCAGCUGCUCUGAUAACAAGGACUUUAUAAGUCAGAUGAGAUGAGCAGUCAGUCCACACACCCCUGAUACUCAGAAAGAUGAACAUGUAUUUAAAAGUUGUAAUCUUUGCCGUGUCCUUCCUGACAACUUCAGGAUACCCACUACACAGUGACAGCAGAGAGCCAACUUGGUCUGAUGGAAAGACCAACCAAGCUCAUGACAAGGCAGACCUCACAAAAGAUUUGCAAAAGGUUUACAAGAGCAGCAUAGACAGCAGUGCACUUUACAACCAGGAACAUGAUGACAACCCUGUGGCAGAGGAAAUGCAGCGCAAGCUCGCCAUGGAGUCGGAGCGCCUGCGCAUCCGUCUGCGUCAAGAGCUGGUGGAGCUGCGAGAGAGGCUGUCCCCGUCUUCGGCGCAUCUCAGUUCCCGUCUGGCCAGCAUGAGGGAACGCUUAACUCCCCUGACUCAGCAGCUCCAAGGCUCUCUUAGUAGCAACAGCCAAGAUCUGUGCAGCCAGCUGAGUCUCUAUCUACAGGCUUUAGACACAGCUGAGGCUCAGGAGGAGGCCAGUCCAUCUCUGUAUCAGGAAGCCUUCGAGUUAAUGAGCCAAUCCCUGGAGCACAGCAGUUUUAAGUUUGCUAACACCAUCAGUGACUUUUAUACCAAAGCAAGUGGAGUGAUUGAACAACUAAAACAGACUAGCGAUCAAGAAGAAGAGCCAAGCGCAUCAAAUGUAUGGCUGGAAAUGAGCUCCAAGUUGGGACAGAAAGUGAGUUCACUUAAAGAGGAGGCACAGAGCAGGGUGGAUGCCCUGAAAGUACAGCUUUCUGCAGUGCUACAAUCUGCACAACCUCAUACUGCAGAAGUGAGAGGUAGCAUAGAGCAGUUCUGCCAAAAUGCAUCCAUGCAGGUCCAAGUGCUUCAAGCCCGAAUGGAAAGGCUGUUUACAGGGCUGGAAAAGGAGCUCGUGGUCCCAAGAGCCUCCAGCGCGACGUCUUCUUCAUUUACACUCCAAAGUGGCUCUUUGCGGGAGGACUUCUCAGUUAAGCUCUCAGCUCUGAUCCAGGAGAUUAUGCAGUCAAUGCAGUGACAACAGAAAUCUUUAUUCUUUUUCAUUUAUUUGUUUGUUUGUUGCCAUUGUAGCAGCACAGUGAGUAUGUUGUAAAUAUGUCUGAAUGUGUGAAUUUGAUGCAUUUGUUUCAUUCUGUAUGUGACCGAGUGAGGAAUUGUCAAUAUGUAUAUAUAUGUAUAUAUAUCGCUGUCUUUUGGGAGUAAAGUUAUUCAUGACACUGUACAAAUGACCCGUUCUUUCUGUCAAUUAAUUAUUGCAUGUCA
This is a messenger RNA of Oreochromis aureus, 1357 nucleotides long. RefSeq lists its product as uncharacterized. Gene Ontology annotation, biological process: very-low-density lipoprotein particle remodeling; high-density lipoprotein particle assembly; phospholipid efflux. Lineage: Eukaryota; Metazoa; Chordata; Actinopteri; Cichliformes; Cichlidae. The transcript has 4 exons. The coding region runs from base 117 to 1112 and encodes 331 amino acids. The record is from RefSeq and is a predicted model, not a curated record. Gene Ontology annotation, molecular function: phosphatidylcholine-sterol O-acyltransferase activator activity; phospholipid binding; cholesterol binding. Gene Ontology annotation, cellular component: chylomicron; blood microparticle; high-density lipoprotein particle.